UGGUUGUGACUUGGGCGAAGAAUUCGUGGAAUAAAGUCACUGACAGCUUUGUGGCCAAUGCACUGCAACCAGGUACAUGGACCAGAGGCACCAUUUUGUGGGACAGGACACCGAGGCUCAGGAGAGCUUAGGCUUCCUGGUCAAAAUCAGAGUGAUGGAGUGAAGGCUGAACAAAGGGCCUGUCUGCCUCCAGAUUUUCUCUGUGUCUCCUCCACAAGGCUGCCUGCCUGGCCUAGGCCCAGGAGCAUUUGGGGUGCUCACAUUGCUGCUCCCUCCUAGCUACACCCUUCCAGCUACACCCAGUCUCCAUCCAAUCCUUCGGCUCCCAUGCAGCCCUCGGUAUGGAAGGUUGUCCUGCUAUGCAGCAUGGAGGAGAGCUCAGAAUCAAAGCUACAGGUGACCAGUAUUCUUAGUUCACCUGCCCCCUGACUCAGUUUUCUCAUCUGUAAAAUGGGCUCAUAAUAUUGUCUGCCUCCCAGCAUUCUUGUAAGACUUCCCUUAUUUGGUCUGAAUAUUGAAAGCUCUACUGUUCUUGUUAUUCUUGUUUUUAUGGGUGGGAAAUCCAGCAUUUGGAGGAGUUGCCCUGCACAAUUUAGGAGGGAAGGCUUCUUGGGCUGGUCUUUAUUCCUCCCCAUCCCUGUGGUCCUGCAACUCUAGAAGACAUGUGCUCCUCCCCAGAAAUCAGGCUUUCCACCACCCCACAUUGCUUCUCAGAAUGACAAUAGAGCUCAACCAAAACAGCCCCCAAGAUGCGUGGUAAUUGCAUGGUCACGCUGCCUGGUGUUUUUCUCCAAAAGCAGUAGGGUGCUUAAUUGUUUGUCUUCCAAAGGAUUUGCCAGCUGCUUCUUAUUGACCUUAAUUGUCUGAGUUAACCCCCAGACAUUUUCUCCUUGAGUUUUUGAUUUAAAGUAACUCAACUCAUGGGAAGUUAUAAAUGCCAUACUGAGAGUCCCAUGGACCCUCCAUGGUGUCCCCUGGUGUUGGCAUCAUUCAGGGUUACAACACAUUCACAGCCAGAUUGCUGACACAGUGUGUUACUGUCACCUGAGCUACAAGCCGGCCUUCAGAGCUGCACUUAGCUGCCUGCCACACACAGCUGAUGCAGGGUCAGUGUGUUGGUUGCUGCUGUUAACACAGUUCCUUCUCAUCCUCGUGGUUUAUGGUGAAGUCCCUAUUUGCUGGCCAAAGAAAUUUCCUGGACUGGAUGGGCCUCAGUUUAUCUAACAGUUUUCCUGUGAGCAUUCAUAUGGUUUCCUGCUGUUUGGGGAUCAUAAAUAGCAGGACCCAGCCUGUCUUUGUGCACAGACGGCUGUGUACACAGGCGAGCAUUUGGGAGUGUGGGUCCCUGCAGAAGGACCACUAGAUAAAGCCUGCAUCUGGUGUUCAGCACUCCUGUGCACACCGCCCAGUUCCCUGAGUGCUCCUGAGGGUGGGCCAGCACAUCAAGCCCUCACACGCCUGUGGUAAGUGCUGUGCUGUCAUGUCUGUAGAGAGGUGAAGUCACAAACUCAUAUCAUACAAGUUGAAGUGGCAUAGAGCUAGAUCUCCUGCCUGGUCUGUGCUGUCACUGAGGCCAGGGGCAGGCUUCUGUUUCCCUCAGAGACACCGGGCCAGCCCCCAUGCUCAGCACUCUGUCACCAUCCCGAGGGGCUCCCUUCCUCCCCGUCCCCUUCCCAGAGGCCCUGGACCAGUGUGAGCCAGCUUCACCCUGAGUCAGGAGGAGUGCGGAGUCCAGGCCUUACCUUCCCCAAGGCAGCUGAUGCCCUGGGGCCCGGGCCGACAGUGGGCCCAGCUGUGCUCACUCUUCAGGCUCUGAACUAAAGCGCAGCCAGAGCUCUCAAGUCAGGAGGUGCAGGACGGCGGGGUCCAGGCUGGAUGGCUUCCCUGUGCAGGGGGCCUGGGGUGCAGGCUCUGGGCCCAAGUGCAGGCUAGCCCAGGCUUGUUGGUAGUAACUCUGCCAUGUAUCUGUUCAAGGCAGAGUCUCCGCCUCUCCCAAGAGCCUCCUAAAGGGCUGGACGAUGAGUGCUUGAAAGGGCUUGGACUGGGCAAGUCUGAGCUAGUCAAUGUACAGGGCCGGUCCAGUGCCCAGAGAGGGAAAGAGACGAGCCCGAGGUCACACAGCAAGGCCAUGGGGGAGGAGAGCUCUCCUGACUCCUGCUCCAGGACUCUGCAUCUCACUUGGUUCCCCCCACAUCCUUUGUCCCUUCUCCCUUAGUUUCUGCUCUUCCACCUCCCUCCCUCUCCUCUUUUUCUCCCUCCCCUUCUUUCCCUCCUUCCCUCUUUCCUUCUCCCCUGUCCUACUGGUUUCAGCAUUCCCUGAAACAGGUGCUAUUAUCCCAUUUUACAGGUGAAGAAACUAGGGCUUGGGGUGCACAGCUUGUGAUGGGGUGCACUAGGGCUUUCUAGGAUUUCCUACUCGCCCUGAUCACCAGAGACUCCACCAACUUCCUACUGGAGGAGAGAUAGCGAAGGGUCCACUGGUCUGAGACAAAGCGUAACAAUGCUAGUAAUGACAAUGACGACGACUGUGGAAUUGUUAUCUGCUUAUAGUCAUUGAGAAGUCAGUCUCUGCUAGAUGUGAUUUAGCAGAGACUGAGAUUUAUCCUCAACCCUGUGCAGUAGGCUGUACCCAUUCUGUGAAUGGGUAAAUAGAGUUCCAGAGAAGUGAAGUGCAUUACGUAAGGUCAGGGACAUAGGAAGGAAGAAGCCCAGUGUGGGAGCAGGAGGCCCUGUCUUUAAAGCCUGUACCAUAUGCUUUACACCCUACUGGGUUGCUUGGUCCUCGGGGUUGUAAUGGGUAGAAUUAGCAGUCGUGCCUUUCUGCAGGGUGGUGGCAUUGCUGAGACUCGGUGCUGAGCACCAGGUCUGAGGCAUGGUGAGGACUCAGAUGGGCUGGCUGUGACUGGCCGUCCUCAGGCCACAGGCUUCAGCCUCCAGGGGACAGGUCGAUAGGUCGGGUGACCCUUACUGUAGUGAGACCGUUUGAGCACGGAAGGAGCACCGGCCUGGGGCCAGCCGGGCCUGGCUUUGGCGCUGGCUUCUCCCUUGCUAGCUGUGGGGCCUCCGGCCAGUCACUCACGGCCUUUCUGUGGUCUCACUUGGUGCCUUUGACCCUGCAGUUACCCCGUGGGACACCUUCAGGUGAGGUCUCUCUGACCACGCUGCUCCUCAGCUUGGGGACACUACCUGGAAGCUUCCCAUCCAAUGACCUGUUUCAUCCCUAAAGUGUCCCGGUGGGGAUGAGCCAUUCCACUGUACAGCUGAGGAAGCUGGGGCUCACAGGGGCGAUGCCUUCCCCUGGAGAUUUCACGGCCUGACUGAGGCUAUCUUCGGGUUUCACCUUCUGGUUCCUCCAGCUGUCCCCCUCUUCCACCCCACAGAGGCCUCGUGGUGCCCUUUUCCCUCUGCUGCUGGAUCCAGUUAGUGUGGGACACCUCCACACCCAGCUCCUUCCUCUUGUAAAUUCCCGCCACGUUGACAGGGUCGAGCCUCUGAGGAGUCCUGGAGGAAGCCAGCCUGCCCGAGCGUGCGGUCGCCCCACCCGAUUUGCCCUUAGAGCCUUCUUCUCCCAGGACGUGUGCUUGUGGCCUGCAGAGCGCUGGGAGGGUCUGUUGCUGGCUUUCCAGCUGUUGGGGAGUGGGCAUGGCUGCUGUUGAGCUGUGAAGAACUCAGCCGUGAUUCAUGGAUGCCCACAGGUCGGGCCUUAGAGGAAGCACUCAGUUCCAGACGGCCGAGGCUGAGGUGCUAUGGGAACUCUCUCCGAGCCAGGCAGGGGAGCAGUCGGUGCAGAUGGGGUGCUGUGUGGAGCCCCAGGACAGCGGACCAGGAAGAGGGUGGUCUCGUUCAGUGGUAACAGCCCUCAAGGCCUCUCCCUAGUAACUUCUAACAGAGAGAGGACUUCAAGCUCACAGUUCUGGAGCUUGGCAGUUCCAGAUCUAUGAGCCAGCAAAGUAGGUGUCAUUCUGAGGCCUCUCCUCUGGGCAACUGUCAUCUCUGCAUGUUCACCUGAUCUUUUCUUUGUGCAGAUGUACAGAGGUAAAUAAGUGAGCUGCAUGGAAUCACCUUUUGGGGGGAUCCUGGGAAUUGAACCCAGUGGUGCUCUACACUGAACUACAUUCCCAGCCCUUUUCAUAUUUUAUUUUGCAACAGGGUCUCACUAAGUUGUCCACAUAGGACUUGAACUUGCAGUCUUCCUACCUCAGCCUCCUUCUGGGCUGGAAUUACAGCUGUAACUGAGGGAAGAAAUGGAGGGGGAUGCAUCUCAAAGUGUCUGCUCUGCCAUGUGCCCAGGAUGGGGAGAGGCUGAGUCUGGGCUGACCAGUGGGGUGAGGGGAUAGAGAACUCAAGGAAAAGGUUUGCUCUUUGAACUCUGAAAUAACCUUAAAUCAUAAGAAGGGCCUGACUUCUCAAAUUUGCCAUGCUGGGGAGGAAAAUCAGAGAUCUUACCAAUUAAGGGAAACACUUUUUCUAAACUUUUUUUUUUAUUGGUACCAGGGAUCGAAAUCACGAUUGCACACUUGCAAGGCAGGCACUUAUGCUGCUGAGCUAAAUCCCCAGCCCUGGGAAACACUUUUUAAAUUUUUUUUAUUUUUUACCCUGAAUUACUCAAGGAUGCUGUGAAUUUUUAUGCUCAAUUCCUUUCAGGUAAAGACAGAGAUACUAGAAAGGACAACCUUGGCCCAAGAGAAAGUGAUCAGUCACUUGGUCCAUGGGAGACCUGGUGUGGUGUGGGUUUCAGAAUGUGGCACUCUGGCUGGCUGCACUCCACUGGCUCCUGCUGCACAAUGGGCUCCUGACUCAGUUGCACACCUGGCACAGCCUCUGCAUGCCCAGCUGCUUCAGGACUCAGCAUAUGUAAAAGCUUUUGGGAUCAGUAACUUCUCAAAGUAUGAAAGAAUCCUGAGACCAAAAACUUUGAGAGCCGCUGAGCUAGAAACGUAUUUACACAAAAGGUAAGCAGAGAUUUUGCCCAAGUGGUGAGAUGUCUGACAAUCUACUUCUCACUGUAUGUUCCCCCCACCUUCGGUACUAAGGUUGAACCCAGGGCCUUCGCAGUGGGCUACAUCCCUAGCCCUUCUAUUUUGAGACAAGGUCUCUCUCGCUAAGGCGCUCUGUUGCCCAGGCUGGGCUUGAAUUUGCGGUCUUCUUGUUUCAGUCUCAAACUUUUACGUUUGGCAAAGGCAGACCCUCCGGUUGUGUCGGGGUCUGCGCACAGCACUGGGCAUGGCCGAGGCGCAGGAGCAGCGGCUGCAGCUGCAGAAGGACAACCGUGACGGCCGCCUGCGGAAGCAAGAGCUAGAGGAGCUGGUGCGCGGGCUGGAGGCCGAGAGCGAGAGCCUCGCCGGACGCCUGCACGAACUGCGCGAGCAGGAGCGCAGCCUACAGCGGAGGCGAAGUCAAGCGGCACCAGCCCUAAGAGCGGAGGCGCGCGAGGCGGUGAGGGAGCGCGCGGAGAGGGUGCAGAAACAGCUGGAGGCUGCGGAAAGGCGCAAAAUGGAGCUGGAGCAAUGCAACCGGCAACUGCAGGAACAGUGGGAGGAGCUGUCAAGUCAGGUACCGCAAGGAUGGGACGGUCUCUCUCUGGGUUCCUCGCGGAGGUUCCGCUCUGGUCCCAGUCCCCUAAUACCCUUCUUUAGAACCAGUACGCACCCCCCCUCACAAGCCCCUCCCCCAGCUCUUUUACUAUGGCGGGGAACAACUGAGUCAGCAGCGCGCAGAGCAGCAAGUGGGGACCCACCUGGUGGAGCUGCAGGACUCGCAGCGGACGGAGGAGGCCUGGGUCAGCUUCCAGGAGCAGAGCGGAGUCCUACAGGAGCUGCAGGGGAAGGUGAUGGAGGCGGCGGCUGCGCUGGACGCCUGGCGGGGCGGCUCGGAAACGUGGGAUUCGCGGUCUCUCCAGGUGCAGGACUGCGCGGGCUCACUUAUGGAGGAGGUGGCCAGGGCGGACUGCGUGAGCGCGGGUCGGGGCGGAAGGGCUGGAGCUGGAAUCCAAGUCCUCCGGGGAAACCUGGGCCGCGCCGCUCCCGCCACCCCAGCACGGAUGGCUCGCGGGCUCCUUUUCCCGCAGGAGAAGCGGCUGUUCUGCGGCACAGGCCCGGGGCGUCUCGGGUGAGCCGGGCGCCGACCCGUGGGCCGCCAAUCCCUUCCCGGACCGUCCUCGGCCGCCCUUUUCUCUCUCCGUGCGCCUGCAGGGUGUGGCUCUGGGCGCGCUGCAGACCCGGUGCUGCCCCCCUCGGCUUCCUGGUGCUGCCGCUGCUCUACUUGAAGCCCCACGCCGUCCACCAGGGACUCUUGCCCUUCGGUUCCGACACCACCUUCAGCCGGCUGCUGCCUGCCUGGAGCGCAUCACGCCAGCCGUGGCCGUCUGCACUUUGGUCUCCGACGUGGCUACAGGGGCGCCUGGGAGAGAUGGCUGAGGUGUGUCCCUCGCGUGUCCCUCCGGACUGGCCAGGGCACCUCGGCUCAGAGGGUGGCAGUCCUUUCCGCCCGGGUCUCAGGAAGCCUGGCAGGUCUAGGGCCCGCCUUUCCCAGCCUCCUGCCGUUUCAUUUUGUUUUUAUGUCUUUUUAGUCUCCUGCUGUUGCACCUCAACCAACUCAGACACCGGUCAGCAAUUUCUCACUGAACUCAUUUGCCCCCGGUCUGAGCCUUGAGGAGUAGGGGUCCCUGGUGGGUGACGUCUUCCCGUGGAUUCUGUGAUUCCUUUUGCGUGUGGUCGUUCAGAUCUUUGCAACCCCAUUUCUUCUGGGUGGGUUCCCAUCCCUUUGAGUCCCGCACACCUGCCUCCCUGUGGUGCCUUUAGCUGUCUGUGUGCCUGAGCACAGCCAGCAGUGAACACUCAGGAUUUCGGGCUCUGUGGGUAAUUUUCUUUUUGUUCAUGAGAAAUGUUCUUCGUGGAAGUGUACCAUGAGUUUUGCUUUGCCUACGCCAUACAGCUCUGCUUAUUCUACAGUAGUGAAACUGUGAACAGGGAAAUGCUCAGUGUAUCUUUAUGCAUACACACAGUUUUUGCAAUUAUGUUUAAACUUUUUUGGAGGGUGGUACUGAGGAUUGAAUCCUGGAUCUUCACAUCAAGGUAGGUCCCUAGCUGAAACACGGCUUUGCUAAACUGGUAACUCUAUAUAUACCCUUUCUUUUUGAGAAGAGGGUCUCCCUGAGUUGUCCCAGCUGGCCUUGAAUUCCUAGAUUUGAAUGCUUUUUGCCUCAUCCUCUGUAGUCAUUGGGACUACAGGCUUGGGCUUCUCAUCCAAAUUUUUUCUAAGUACUUUUAAUGUUGUACUUAGAUCACUACAAAUAAAGGGACUAUUGGCACAGGAGGAUGUACAGUAUAGCUACCAUAUUUAUUAAUGCUUUAUUUGAUUCUUCUGUUCAUUCCUAUUUUUAUCACUUUUUUUGCUUUUAAAUGAACAUUUUAUAUGGCUCCAUUUUCCUUCCUUAGUGUAUCAAUUAUACUUUUUUUUUGGCAGUACUGCAGAAUAAACUCAGAGGCCUCAGUCAUGCUAGGAAAGGGCUCUACCACUGUGCUACAUCCUCAGGCUUUUAAAAAAUAUAUAUUAAGACAUGGUCUCAUUGAAUUGACCAAAUUGAUCUUGAACUUGCACUCCUGUAUCAGCCUCUGAAGAAGCUGGGAUUACAGUCAUGUAUACCAUGUCUGGCUAUCCUUUUUUUAAAAACCAUUUUUAGAAGGUGGCUAUAAACUUUGCAAUAUAUACUUACAACUAUUUCAAGUCCACUUUCAAGUAAUGCAAGCACCUUAUGAUAAAAUAAUCCUAUUCUCUUCCAUUUAUCCCUUGUAUUGCAGCUGAUGUUUGUUCCUCUUGCACAAAAUAUAACUGAAUAUGUUGCUACUAUGCUAUUCCUAUUUUGAUUGGACUGUUAGAUCAGUAAAAAAAAAAAUACUUUUACCUGCACUCACUUACUUCCUAAUACUCUUCUUUUCUUUAUGUGAAUGAAUUUCUACCCACAGCAACUUUCCUCUCUCCACAGAACUUCUUUUGGCAUUUCUUGAAAGGCAGGUUUACUGACAACAUAUUCUCUUUUUCCCAGGCACGAUGGUGCAUGGCUGAAUCUCAGUACUCAAGAGACUGAGGUGGGAGGGUUGCUUGAGCUAGGGAAUUGGAAACCAGACUGGGCAAUAACAAAACCCAAAACCUUCAAAUCGUGUCAGUUUUUGUUUGAGAAAGUCUUUGCUCUUUACUUGUUUUUGUUGUUGUUUGAGAUAGGGUCUCACUUUGUAGUUCAGGCUACCUUGAAUUUGCAACAAUCCUCUUGCCUCAGCUCCUGGGUGCACCACAACUGGAUGUCCUUUACUUUUGGAAAGUAUUAUUUCAGAAUGUAGAAUUCUACAUUGGUGGGUUUUCUCCCAGUAUUUUAAGCACUUCACUCCAUUCUUGUUUUCACAGUUUCUGAAAAGCUGAAUGUAAAUCUGAACUUUGCUCCUGUACAGGGAAGGUGAUUUUCCUCUGGCGUCUGUCAGAUUAGUUGGUCUUUAAUAGGGUGUGGUGGUACCUGCCUGUAAUCCCAGCACUCUGGGAGUCUGAGGCAGGAAGAUUAAGUUCAAACCCAGCCUGGGCAACUCAGGGAGACUCUGGUACUCCCCAGGACCAUGAACCAAUGCAAGAACAAGGAAGACCCACAUGUUUUGUCUUUGAUAUCCUGAACUGUAAAUGUGAUAUGCCCAGCUGUGGACAUUUUGGUAUUCACCCUGCCUGGUGUUCUUAAGAGAAUCUGGGAUCUGAGGUUUGUCUGACAGUGUUUGGAAGAAAAUCUGUCAUCUACAUACUGUUUCUGUUCAUCCUUUUCUUCCUCCUGGAGCUCCCAUUAUGAGUGCUAUACCAUUUUAGUUGACCUGCAGUUUUUGGGUGGUUCAAUUUUUGGUUUUGCAGUUGGGAACUGAACCCAGGCUGUCCACAUAUAAACAUGGAGCUUUGCCACUGAGCUAUAUCCCCAGCUCCUUGGCAGUUUCUAUUUAGGGAUCUUCAAGCUCAGAAAUUCUCUCUUCAGCCAUAUCUAGUAUGCUAAUAAGCACAUCGAAGACUUUCUUUAUAGUUUUUCUCCUACGCACUUUCAGCCUAUGCAUUGAGCUGCAUCCUUAGCCCAUUUUUUAAAAUUUUAAAGCAGAGUCUCACCAAAUUGGCAGAGGAGGCUUCAACUUGCAAUCCUCCUGCCUCAUCCAGAAUGCUGACAUUACCAGCUUAUGCCACUAGGUUUGGGUCCCAUCAUUCUUCCUUAGGAUUUCUCUUUGCCCACAUUGACCAUAGGUUCUUGCAUGCUGUGUGCUUUAUAUGUUAUGGCCCAUAGCAUCUUAAUCACAGCUGACUGAAAAUUCAUGUGUGGCAGUGUCAUCAUUCCUGCCUAUCUUCCCUCCUAUUUCUGGCUCUGGUUCUGAUGCCUGGCUGGACCUGCAUUGUUCCAUUCUUUUGUCUUUCCUUGUACACAUAUGUCACAUUGCUUUGAUUAAUAAAGCCCAGUUAAGUCUUGACAUAUGGGUUUCAUUUUUCCUUACUAAUGCAAUAUUUUAGUUUUUACUUUGUGGGAAAACAAAACAAAUUUUCAUAACAAAAUUAAAGGUAACAAUAUUCAAUGUAUUAACUAUUGUUAUUCUAUUAGUUAAUCAGAGUACAAGAUAUGGGUAUAAAAAUUCUCCAAUAGAUAUCGGCACAAAUAUUUUUUACAAACUAGUACAACAAUAUGGUAUUUUUUUCUUCCUUUCUUCCAUUUUCCCCCAUCCUGAUUCCUUUUUCGUUUUUUUUUUUUCCUUUUUCCUUUUUAUCGGUACCGGGGAUCAAACUCACGACUGCCUGCUUUCAAGGCAGGCGCUUAUGCCGCUGAGCUAAACCCCUAGCCCCUCCUUUUUCCUUUUGAACAGUUUCUUAUUUCACAGUAUCUAGUAUGUGUUUGGACUUUACUCUUUCAGCAUUAUACAUCAGGAAGACAAUAUGAUGUUUACAUGUGUGAGUCUGAUUUAUUUCACUUAUGAGUAUGGUCUCUAGUUGUAUCCACUUACCAAUAAAAGUCUCAAGUUUAUCCUUCUUUAUGGCCAAGUAGUAUUCCAUUGUAUAAAAAGACAUUUAAAAAAAAUUCCACAGCAGAUGGCCAUCUUUGUUUCCAAGAUUUAGCUACUACAAAUUGUGCUACUAUACACAUGAAUGCACAUAUAUUGCUGUUGUAUGUUUUUAUUUCUUCUGGGAAGAUACCCAGAAGGGCAAUAGCUGGGUUGAAUGGGACCUCUUACCUUUUUUUUUUUUUUUUUUUUUUUUUUUUUUUUUGAGGAACCUCCAUAUUGAUUUCCACAGUGGUUGUACCAGUCUGCAUUCCCACCAACAGUAGAGAAGGGUCCCUUUCCCCCUACAUUUCCUCCAGCAUUUGUUAUUGGUUAAUGUUUUGAUAAUAACCAUUCUUUCUGGAGAUGGAAUCUCAAUUUUGUUUUAAUAUGCAUCUCUCAAAUGAUCAACGAUGUUGAACAUUUUUCAUGUAUUUAUUUUCCAUUUGUAUUUCUUCAUCUGAGAACGGAUUGAGCUAAAGACCAUUUCUUCCAAUUUCCUGGGGGGUUUUAUCAUUAAUGGGUGUUGGACUUUGUCAAAUGCUUUUUCUGCAUCCACUGAAAUAAUUAGGUGAUUUUUGUCCUUUGCUCUGUUGAUAUGGUGUAUUACAUUUAUUGUGUAUGCUGAACCAACCCUGCGUACCUGGAAUGAACCCUAUUUGGUCAUGAUGUAUAAUCAUUUUUUUUUUUUAUACCAGGGAUUGAACUCAGGAUGUCACGCUUGCCAGGCAGGUGCUUAUGCCACUGAGCUAAAUUCCUGGCCCUCUUGAUGACUUUCUGUAUUGUUUCCCAGUAUUUUGAGGAGUUUGCAUCUCUGUUCAUUAGGGAGACUGGCCUAUAAUUCUCUUUUUAAACUGGAUCCUUCUCUGGUUUUGGUAUCAGGUAAAAUACUUGCUUCUAGGAAUGAGUUUGGGAGUUUUGCUUCCCUAUUUCACUGAAAAGUUUGAGAAAAAAAAAUCAUCUGCACUGACACAGUCACUGUGCUGUCUCCCCAUUAGUGUCCCCGUGGGGGCAGGGAAUCUGAUUUUGCCCUCUUGCUGUUGCUCACGUGCCCACAGUUGCUCCUGUCUAAUAACAGGUGCUCAAUAAACAUUUGUUGGAAUGAAAAAAAA
Molecule: messenger RNA, 11152 nt
Organism: Cavia porcellus (domestic guinea pig)
Lineage: Eukaryota; Metazoa; Chordata; Mammalia; Rodentia; Caviidae
Gene: Tmem191c
Product: transmembrane protein 191C
Exons: 9
Coding region: 5224-6651 (475 amino acids)
Source: RefSeq, a predicted model, not a curated record